Molecule: messenger RNA, 3738 nt
Organism: Symbiodinium sp. CCMP2592
Lineage: Eukaryota; Dinophyceae; Suessiales; Symbiodiniaceae
Source: the annotation of a GenBank genome assembly
AUGGCGCAGCAAGUGCAAUGGAGGCCUGCGGCGCAGGCAUAUGUGGGCGCACCGCCUGUGAUGCGCGGCUCGGCAGCCGUGCAGCCCAGGUCCGUGGCACCGGCAUCUGUGGAUCAUCCCAUGGUGGCCAGCUGCCAACGACCACUGCAGCCAAUGAUCGCACAAACGCAGAGGCUUCAAGCCCGUCCUCAUAUGACGCUGCCAGCGGCACACGGGCCACAGGCGCAUGCCUUCAGACCACAGCUCGUCCAGCAAGUGGCCAGGCCGAUAAGCGUGCAAAUGGCUGCACAAAGCGCAGGGCCCAUGCAUGCAGGUGUUCCCACCGGCAGCCAAUUCAUGCCAGAGCCACGACGCUUGGAGCCGCCUCAGCUCCAAAAGGAAAGGUCUGCACCCAUUCCAACCCAGGCCGGGGACAGCGUUGCGCACCUCUCCACGCCGCAGCUGGUGCAGCUUUGCAAGCACCACACACAAAGCCUUGAGACCAAGAAGCAAAUCUUGGCAGAGAAUGUCAAAGAACAAGGCAGGCUUCUAAAAGAGCGGGAUGCUCUUCGAAAGAGAGCCCAGGCACUGGAAGGCGCUCUAAGCGCCGCCACAGGACCCUUAAGCAUACAGCCGGCCAAAGAAGUCGAGGGCCCUGUGGUCGCGCCAGCGCAGGUCUCCACUCAAGCAGCAGCACACAUGGCGAAAGCCGUGACGCCUGAACCUGCUACCACUGCUACCCUACCAAGGGCUUCACCCACAGUGCAUUCUGGUGCAGCAACAUCACCGGGGCAGAGCCAAGAAGGCCAGCUGUCGAUCCAUGCAGCACCUUCCAGUACAGCACCACACCCGACCAACACCGCCGCUUUUGCAUCACUGUCGACAUGUUUUGCAAGCAGCAGCGAGCUGCCGACCACCGCGCCUACACAAGCAACAGCGCACGACACUCUUGCGACAGCUCUGCCAGCGGUUGCAGUACCCACACCAGGAACGGCUGAAAGUCCGCCGACAGGGCCUCUUCAACAGCCUCAGCAUCUGCCCCUCCAUGAAGUGGUGACGGCACCGGUCCAGCAGCCAGACCCUCUUGCACUCGCUGGCCCAGCAGAACUGCGUGCUACGCCUCUUCUGGAAACAGAACCCGGGCAGACGGAAAGGGAAAGUGUUGCUGCAAGAAGUCCCAUCAGCAGUCCUGCAAAACCGACAUCCCCGGAGGAAGCGGCUGGCGUUGCAGUGUCGCCUGGGGAUUUGGGUAGUCCCCAACCUCCAGUGAAAGCCAUCUUCACAGCAUUUAGCGAAUCCCCGUCGAGCCCUUCGCAGCUGCCCUGCAGCGGUGAUGCUGCAGCUGGUGUAGGCGGUCCUGUGGCGGAAGAGUCCAAGGCAUCCCCGCAUGCCCUGGUCUUGGGCAGCCUUGACGGCAGCAGUGUCGUGCCCGACUGCGACAACCUGGCAAGCAAGGAAGAGGGCACUUCACCGCAGGCACCCACGCCGGAAACAGCUGUGGCACCGGCGGCGCAUGCAGUGAUGCAGCCCCAAUCACCCGAGCCACAGGUCAACAGCGUGCCCAUUCCCGAGGAAGUCAUGGCACGAGCCCUUCCGGAUGGCACAAUUAGGUUGACAUGGUUCUUUGACGAGGAACUGCUCGAGUCGCUUUCCAGCGGUUCGCCCAACACUCUCAGCUUCGAGAUUUGCCAGAAAUCAGAAACGGUGGGAGGCCACGUAAGAAUCCGACAGCACAGCUGCCACGCCAGACUGCCUUUCAAAGACGGUCUUGUCCAGGAGCAGUUCUUCAUCGUGGAGGGUUGUGCACCGGGCCGCCCCUACUCUUUCAGCGUUCGGAGCUGCCUUGAGUCUUCGUCGGGAUCGACGCAGUCGGACUUCAGCGACCCCGUGACUUGCAGCGCUGCAGGCCUGGCAGGGUCAGUGCGUGGUCCUCCGUCUUUGUCGUCCACCUUGACUUCGACACAAGCGGCCCAAGAGAUCGGAAUCGUCAAAGGCAUCCCACCAGGUCACAACAUAACACCUGCGUCUCAGCCAGGAGAUGUUGGGGCCGUUCUUGUGCCACGAGAGGCAACAGGAAGUGGGCCAGCUGACAGUCCGCCCCGCAACUUGCAGAGAGCCCGCGAUGACCAGCCCCUCCAAGCAGCAAAGCCGGAGUUGCGAAGCGAUCGACUACUACCAGAUGAAGGUUGCCGCCUCCGACAGUGGCUGACGGACAAACUAAAUCCAUCACCCGGCUCGACGGCCGCCUCGACUGCGAAGUCUCCUGCAGGAGAAAACUCGUCUGCGAAGCCCGCCUCCGCUCAGCAGGCUGGCUCGCCACCGCAACUACAGACUGACCACAGCUUUCUGAGGCGGUGGCUGCAAGACCGUCAACUUCCAGCUGAGGUUGUGCAACCAGCAGCAGGUGUGACAGGUUCACCCGCCGGCGAGAGAGCUCCGGCUCCGGCUCCCUUCGAGAAGCGGAUCCAAGAGGAGUCUCCGGAGCCGGAAGCUCCGGUGCCCGCAGGUCUAGCACCACCCAUUCAGAGAAGCACUGCCGCGAGCACUGCAGCGAGCUACCAGCCGUUGAGGUCUGAUGCCGGGGAUGUCGACAUCACACGGCUGCCACUCGACCAUGGUCGAGUGCAAGUGCAAGGUGGUACUGCGGAUCGGAGGCCCGAGACCAAUCCACCGUCUUGCCCAGACUUCAGGGUGCAUGUCCGCGCGGACGGCACCUUCAUUGGGGCCGCACGCUCGCAGUCCUUUGGAGGAGUGGAGCGACGACAGACUCUUGCGUCGGGCCAGAUACCUGGCCAGGCAGACAUGCCGCGGUCCGUGCGGCACUGCCAGGCAUUUAGCCCGGUGUCCCGUGACGUUCGCGGCCAGCAGCUGCCGAUGUCAAUAUCAAUCGCGCCGCCUUCGCCUAGCGGCUCCUUCGCAAGCCAAGCAGGCCUGUCAAGACCGGCAGAUGCCCUAACCACCGUCACCAGCCUGCCGCAAGCAGGAGGGACGGCAUGGAAAACAGGCCAGCCAAUGGCGCAAGACCCCUUCCAGACAAGGCCUCUUCAGAGCCAGGGUCAGUCGGCCCUCCUGGCACCCUUCGGGGGCAUGGGCUCCUCGGACGCGGCCAACUACCUGUUUGGACCGAUCAACCCGAACCCUUUCGGAACGGGGGCCAUCGGAACGACGCGCCCCUUCAAUUUUUCUGGACUAGGAGGAUCCGUCCGUGAUGCACCGAGCGGCAACUUCUUUGCAAAGCCGAGCUCGACGCCAACCUCCUACAUGAGUCGAGGCAUCGAAGAGGAGCAAUCCCGGCCUUUCGACCCUCCGCCGCCGCCGCGUAGCGCGCCGUCGCUGUACGACAGCAGCGUGCAGUCAGCCCCCAUGCAGCAAGCGCAGCUUCCACAGCAAAGCAUUCCUUGGAACGAGCCGCGUCGAGGUGCUGUCAGCGGAAGUGUCGGCGGUUUUGGAGCUGCGCAGAGUGGUCGAAGCGGUGCUGUCAGCGGCGGCGUCGGAGUCACGCAGAACCUGGGAUCCUUGGAUGCGCAGGGCCUGAACAGAGGCAGCCAAGCGAGAUACGAAUUGAGAGUUCGAAUGUCAGACAGUCACUGGGAAAGCUUGAGAUUCUCAGCCGGUGACGAUCUGGAUUUUCAAGGAAGGCAGUUCAUUCAAAGACUCGGUUUGAAGAGUGCCUUUCUUUCCGGCCUCGUGGCAAGAUUGCGGCAGAUGGCGUCGAUUCAGCAGGAUUAUGCCUGUGUGGAUGUGGUUGAUCUCAUUUGA